UUAAUUAAAGAUACAGCGCCAACGGCGAAAUACGGAAUACACUUCCUACGAUUCUCGAACGUAAUCGAUAUUUCGCACGAUCGAUUUUAAAGCAGGAAUAAUGGCGGAAGGAAGCACGCCUCGUCUGUAAAGAAGAAAGUGUUAUUCAGAAAAGUCAGUCAGAAAGAAAUAUCAUUUAUAAGUUCUCAGUAAGAUGCAGAAGGUCUUGAAGCUCGAAAUUCAAAACAACAACACGAGCACAAUGUUUAUGUUCGUCUUAAUAAUCGUGCCUGUUCAAGAUCACCCCAUCCCUCACUACUUUCUCAAUUGCAGGACGAGACGUGUCGCGAAGAGUCAUUCGGCUGUCGAAUUUCGUGACAACACGUUGCGUCGCAUUAGAUCAUUUUUGAUUCCGAGAGAUAAGAUAGAACACAUAGACGCCACGAUUAUUAAUGGACAAUUUGAUAUACUUUCACGGAAAUUUGACGCUUCACAUUUUUUUGCAUUUUUGGGGGAAAAUCCAAAGGUGGCUCUAAAGCCAAGAAUAUUUUCUACAGCCUCCACUUCCCCUAAUUCUCCAAGGAUCUUAUGUUUAAAAAUGUAA
Molecule: messenger RNA, 583 nt
Organism: Frieseomelitta varia
Lineage: Eukaryota; Metazoa; Arthropoda; Insecta; Hymenoptera; Apidae
Exons: 5
Coding region: 194-583 (129 amino acids)
Source: RefSeq, a predicted model, not a curated record